Nelumbo nucifera (sacred lotus) is the source of this 3366-nucleotide messenger RNA. Its product is annotated as Pentatricopeptide repeat (PPR) superfamily protein. The record is from RefSeq and is a predicted model, not a curated record. NCBI's taxonomy places the organism in Eukaryota, Viridiplantae, Streptophyta, Magnoliopsida, Proteales, Nelumbonaceae. Gene Ontology annotation, molecular function: RNA binding; zinc ion binding; protein binding. Gene Ontology annotation, biological process: RNA modification.
CAUACGCACGUACUGUUAGAAUGUUGAAUAUCAUUUUAACGAUAGCGCCCCUUCGUAAAAUAUGUCGGGAAACGGGAAAAAAUGAUCCGGAAAGUCACCGUCUUUUCCCUCCGGCCGGUCCGUUUGAAAACUAACCGCUUUUCUUCUCUCCCCACCUCACCCACCAGUGAACCAGCUUCUCAGUUCCCGCCAAAUUCGAUUUUGAAAACCAUGUGCAUCAAUGGUCAACUGAACGAAGCCCUGCUGGAAAUGGCCAUUCAAGGUGAAGGAGUGAGGUUCGAGGGCUAUGAUUCUCUACUGAAUGAGUGUGUAAAUCGACGGGCACUUCGUGAGGGGCAGAGGGUACACGCUCACAUGAUUAAAACUCGUUAUCUUCCGCCCGUGUAUCUCAGAACGAGGCUCAUAGUUUUGUACACGAAGUGCGACUGCCUUGGCGAUGCACGGCAUGUGCUUGAUGAAAUGCAUGAGCGGAAUGUUGUUUCUUGGACCGCCAUGAUUUCAGCCUAUUCUCAGAGGGGACAUACACUUGAAGCUUUGGGUCUUUUUGUGCAGAUGUUAAGAUCAGGUACACCGCCAAAUGAAUUCACUUUUGCAACAAUCCUUACUUGUUGUUCGGGUGCCUGUGGGUUUGACCGUGGCAGGCAAGUUCAUUCUCUUAUAAUCAAAAGCAAUUUUGAAUCACAUAUAUUUGUAGGGAGUUCGCUUCUUGACAUGUACGCCAAAGCAGAUAGAAUACAUGAAGCACGAAGUGUCUUUGAAAGGUUGCCUGAGAGGGAUGUGGUUUCUUGCACUGCAAUCAUUGCUGGCUAUGCCCAGCUGGGUCUCGAUGAAGAGGCAUUAGAACUGUUCUGUCAUUUACAAAGAGAAGGAAUGAAAUCAAAUUAUGUUACUUAUGCCAGUGUUUUAACUGCACUGUCGGGGCUUGCUGCAUUGGACCAGGGCAGGCAAGUUCACAACCGGGUACUUCGCUCUGACUUAUCCUCCUAUGUGGUUCUUCAGAAUUCUCUGAUUGAUAUGUACUCAAAAUGUGGGAGCCUUUCCUAUGCUAGAAAGGUCUUUGAUGGGAUGCCAGAGAGAACUGUGAUCUCAUGGAAUGCUAUGCUCGUGGGGUAUGGUAAGCAUGGGAUUGGGAGAGAGGUGAUUGAGCUUUAUGAGUUGAUGAGAAAAGAUAAACAAGUGAAACCCGAUAGUGUUACUUUUAUGGCCGUUUUGUCAGGUUGUAGCCAUGGAGGGUUGGUUACUGAGGGGCUAAACAUUUUCAAUGAAAUGAUUACUGAUCAAGAUGGGAUUGAACCAGAGAUUGAGCACUAUGGUUGUGUUGUCGAUCUGCUUGGACGUGCUGGAGAAGUAGAGAAAGCUUUGACCUUUAUUGAGCAAAUGCCAUUCAAACCAACAGCUGCUAUUUGGGGUUCACUUUUAGGUGCUUGCAGGGUUCAUGCUAAUGUUCUUGUUGGAGAAUAUGUAGCACACCGCCUUUUUGAGAUUGAGCCACACAAUGCUGGAAACUAUGUUAUUCUUUCAAAUUUAUAUGCUUCUGCAGGGAGAUGGGCAGAUGUAACUUAUAUUAGACAAUUGAUGACAGAGAAGUCUGUGGCAAAGGAACCAGGCCGGAGCUGGAUAAAUCUGGGUCAAACAAUUCAUACUUUUCAUGCUAGUGAUCGGUCCCAUCCCAGAAGGGAAGAGAUCUUUGAGAAGGUAAGAGAAUUGUCAGCAAAGAUUAAGGAGGCUGGGUAUGUUCCUGAUCUCAGCUGUGUGUUGCAUGAUGUGGAUGAGGAGCAGAAAGAGAAGAUACUCCUUGGCCACAGUGAGAAACUAGCAUUGGCAUUUGGGUUGAUUGGUAUUCCUCAUGGACUACCAAUUCGGGUUGUGAAAAACCUCCGUAUUUGUGUAGAUUGCCACAAUUUUGCCAAGUUCUUAUCAAAAGCUUAUAGGAGAGAAGUAUCUCUAAGAGACAGUAAUCGUUUCCAUCACAUUUUAGGAGGAAUCUGCUCUUGUGGUGAUUACUGGUGAAUGAUGAUUCUGUUAUCAAUAGUAACCUUGCUGUGACUAUGAUAUGGGAUGGGGUAGGGAUCUUACUACUUUUAGAUCUGAAAGUGGGCUAUGGAAGGUGAGACUAAUGGGUCCAUGUUAUAUUAUUCUGGUUUAAGUCCACAGGUAAAGUAUUGAUACUGUGCAAUGAUGAGAUUGAGUGGGAUCAUCUCUCAAAUAGGGAAAAUGAAUAAAAAAGUACCCCUUUUUUCUGUUUGAUAUUUGUUCAUUUAUCUUCGGGGUGAUCCAAAACAGAAAUACUUGCAUGCCUUGGUUACUGUGUAGAGCGGAGGUGUAAUGUCACAGAAGGAAAUACAUGCAAAGCUGAAGUAUUUAGAAGUUGAAGAGUUUAUAUUUCCCUUAUUCGGUUGUGAAAAGGAUAUUUCUUGAAGAUUCAUAAAAAAAAGGAUAUUUCGUGAAGAAUAUGGAAAUGUAAUAAAACAAUACACAGUAAAAGGUUUGGCUAUGCUUGGAGCCUUGGAGUGACUGAAAACAGAUAUAAUUGUAAACCUUGUUGCAUGGACCCAAGGUUACUGGAUUACUAUGGGAAGUAGUGUGAUGUCGAAAGGGAGGAUACAUAAAUAUUGGGGUACAGAAUACCAGAAUUUUUUGAAAGCUGAAGGCAUAUAUGUCUUUUCAGUUUGCAUGGGGAUUUCCCAAAAAUGCCGGAAUUAUAUGAAGACAGAAAAAUAGUUUGCUGGGUAUAUAUUUCCUUUGAAUGCUGUUUAAUUGAAAUUCUUGGUGACCGCUUAAUUGAAAAUUCAAGAUUGGGUGAAAUUUUCUGGAGAAAGUUCUUGAUCCCAAGGAAAUGUUGAUUGAGCUCCAAGGGAGGCUACACUUCCAUAUGGAUAAUUUUGGCUGCAUAGCCUGCAUGGUUGAGCCUAAGAAAUUUGGGAUCUUUUAAUCGGUCCAUCUUUGGACCAUUAAGUAACAGAUUAACAUGUUGAAACUGAGAUUACUCUAAGCAAUCGUGCAAUUUGACCAACCUUGUUGCUGUGGUAUGAGGAUUGCUCAGGAAAUGGUUGGUAAUUCUACAACAUGGCAACUGCUACAGUAUGGCCUGUACCCAUGUUGAAUUAACAAAUGAAAUGAAAAACAAGUUCCAACAGCAAAUAUGACAGAAUCAUCAGCUUGUCUGUUUUAUUUUGUAAUUGAAGCCUGGUUGAGUCCAUGAAUUAGUAACUAUAUUUUAAAAUACUGAUUGUGUAAAGAACAGGAUUGGUAAUUCUGUGGCGGUGGAAUCCCUUUUAUCCGUAACAUUAAAUUACAUCAUUUCCUUUGAACUUUGAGCUUUUGAAUGCUCCCAUUAAUUCAAAGGAAUUGCAUCAAUGAAGGCAU